Messenger RNA from Glycine soja, 1856 nucleotides. RefSeq names its product allantoate deiminase 1. Gene Ontology annotation, molecular function: hydrolase activity, acting on carbon-nitrogen (but not peptide) bonds, in linear amidines. The coding region runs from base 146 to 1597 and encodes 483 amino acids. Lineage: Eukaryota; Viridiplantae; Streptophyta; Magnoliopsida; Fabales; Fabaceae. The record is from RefSeq and is a predicted model, not a curated record. The transcript is spliced from 12 exons.
CAUAUUAUUCCCUGUGCUUCAUUCAGUCCCUUGAGAUUGGGAAGCAUUGGUGGCUAGCUAAGCGAAGCUAAAACCAAACUCUUCAGCAGUUUGUUUUUGCUUAGCUUCUUCUUCUGUUUUUGCUUUCUCCACCACCACAACCACCAUGUAUUCUGCCACUGCCUCCAACACUUUCUUCCUUCUCUCUUGUUUCCUUCUCUUCUGUCUCCUCUCAGCUCCUUCCUGUGUUUCCAUGUUCUCUGGUAUUGAGACAGGAGAUUUAGAAAAAAGAGAUGAUUUGUUUCCACAGAUUCUAAGAGACGAGGCAGUUGCAAGGCUUUAUGAGCUUGGGAAGGUGAGUGAUGCUAGUGGUUAUUUGGAGAGGACAUUCUUGAGUCCUGCAUCCAUGAAGGCAAUUGAUCUUAUUCGUAAAUGGAUGGAGGAUGCUGGUUUGAGAACUUGGGUGGACCAAAUGGGAAAUGUACAUGGUCGAGUUGAUGGUGCAAAUGAAAAUGCUGAAGCUUUAUUGAUUGGAUCUCACAUGGACACUGUUGUUGAUGCUGGGAUGUUUGAUGGAUCACUAGGAAUUGUCUCUGCAAUAUCUGCCGUGAAGGCUAUGCAUGUCAAUGGAAAGCUGCAAAAGCUAAAGCGCCCCGUUGAGGUGAUUGCAUUUAGUGAUGAAGAGGGUGUCAGAUUUCAAACUACUUUCUUGGGAAGUGGUGCUAUAGCUGGUAUUUUACCUGGUACAACAUUGGAGAUAUCUGAUAAGAGGGAGGUGAUGAUUAAAGAUUUUCUCAAGGAGAACUCAAUGGACAUUACAGAAGAAAGUCUUUUAAAGCUCAAGUAUGACCCAAAGUCUAUUUGGGGUUAUGUUGAGGUUCACAUUGAGCAGGGUCCUGUGCUAGAACAAGUUGGUUUCCCACUUGGUGUGGUUAAAGGCAUAGCUGGGCAGACACGAUUGAAGGUUACAGUUAGAGGUUCACAAGGUCAUGCUGGAACUGUUCCAAUGUCCAUGCGCCAGGAUCCUAUGGCUGCUGCUGCGGAACAAAUUGUAGUCUUGGAAAGCCUCUGUAAACACCCUGAAGAAUAUCUUUCUUAUGAUGGUCAUUGCAGUGAUUCAACAGUGAAAUCACUGUCAAGCUCACUUGUUUGUACUGUUGGGGAGAUAUCAACAUGGCCAAGUGCCAGUAAUGUCAUUCCAGGCCAGGUUACAUAUACCGUGGAUAUACGAGCGAUAGAUGACCUUGGACGUGAAGCUGUUAUCUAUGAUUUAUCGAAACAAAUUUACCAAAUAUGUGACAAGCGUUCAGUUUCCUGCAUUAUUGAGCACAAGCAUGAUGCAGGUGCUGUGAUUUGUGAUUCGGAUCUAAGUUCACAGCUCAAGUCAGCAGCUUAUUCUGCACUCAAGAAGAUGGAGGGUGACAUUCAGGAUGAAGUGCCAACAUUAAUGAGCGGAGCAGGGCAUGAUGCAAUGGCAAUAUCUCACUUAACAAAGGUGGGAAUGCUGUUUGUGCGUUGUCGCGGAGGCAUAAGUCACUCUCCACAAGAGCAUGUGCUAGAUAAUGAUGUCUGGGCAGCUGGUUUAGCAACCUUGUCAUUUCUGGAAAACCUAUCAUAAGUGAUACGGUAACUGUGUAAAGCAAUAAAUAGAUAUUAUAGCUUGUAAUUAUAGGUUAAUUUAUUGAGUUAAUUCAUGAGUUAACUCUUUUCUUUUAGUUGCUUGUGUCUUAUAGUUUUGUAAUUGAAUUUUUGGUUUUAGUUAUCCUGUUAUCAGGAAACGGCUCCAAGUUGUUAUGCAUGUUCUUUGCCACUGUCAGAUUAAAACUUAUGACUGAUUUUAUUUUUGAAUUUAAUAGGUAUAUACUAUUUAGUGUAAA